CCCGACAGGAUCUGCGAGCGAUUCCCAAAUCUCGGAGCAUCUGCAGCCUGAGGAACGACCACCGUCGAGGUCGGGAAGCCGUCGUCCCUCGAAGCGACCGUCCAAGGGAGGCGGCUCUCCGAUGGCUCAUAACCCCUCAAUAUCGGUAAGCGUUCCCGUGCAGGCGCCUCCCCCUCUGACGGAUGCCCAGCUCCUAGAAGCCAAACUCCUCGCGGAGCGACACUUGAAGCCACGUCACACUGGAUACGACACCAAUCCGGACGAUGGCCAUAAUUCGCUGUGCAUGUUCAUUCUCACCGUGGUCUCGAUAUUUUUCAUCGUCAUCACGGCGCCGAUUUCGCUCUUGAUGUGUAUAAAAAUCGUACAGGAGUACGAGCGUUCGGUGAUUUUCCGAUUGGGCCGAAUCCUCAAGGGAGGCGCCCGCGGACCAGGUCUCUUCUUCAUAAUCCCCUGCAUUGACAACUAUACGAAAGUCGAUCUUCGAACUGUAUCCUUCGAUGUCCCUCCUCAAGAAAUCUUGACUCGCGACUCGGUGACGGUGGCUGUGGACGCGGUGGUGUACUAUCGCAUCCAACACGCCACCAUCGCCGUGACGAACGUGGAAGACUACGGUCGUUCCACGAGGCUCCUGGCUGCCACAACACUACGGAACGUGCUCGGCACCAAGGACCUUUCUCAGAUUCUCUCAGAACGAGAGUCUAUUUCGCAUAUUAUGCAACUCAGUCUCGACGACGCCACCGAUUCGUGGGGUGUGAAGGUGGAGCGGGUAGAAAUCAAAGACGUCAGGCUGCCCGUACAGAUGCAGAGGGCGAUGGCCGCCGAGGCCGAAGCGUCACGAGAGGCUCGAGCAAAGGUCAUCGGCGCUGACGGAGAGAAGCUAGCGGCCCGAUCGUUGAAAGAGGCCGCUGAUAUCAUUUCGGAAUCAAAGGGAGCCCUGCAACUCCGCUACCUGCAAACGCUGGCCAGCAUCGCUGCUGAGAAGAAUUCCACGAUCGUCUUCCCACUGCCGCUUGAACUUUUCCGAGGUUUAAGUCGAACCGACGAAGAAUAA
Molecule: messenger RNA, 1051 nt
Organism: Galendromus occidentalis (western predatory mite)
Lineage: Eukaryota; Metazoa; Arthropoda; Arachnida; Mesostigmata; Phytoseiidae
Product: erythrocyte band 7 integral membrane protein
Exons: 5
Coding region: 122-1051 (309 amino acids)
Cellular component (GO): plasma membrane
Source: RefSeq, a predicted model, not a curated record